UUGCGCAUGUGUGACCCUAUACUCGUUUUUAUUAGCAAUGCAUCUGUGCUUUUAUCUAUGCAUGAUGUUGCGCGCAUAAGCAUAUAUAUGUGCAAACAGGGGCGGACUGACAACUCAUGGGGCCCCCGGGCAAUUGGGGAUCAUGGGGCCCCUGUGCCCUUGCCCAAAAUCAAAAAAGCCUAUCAAAAAGGUACCAGGGGCAUCUCAUGGGGCCCCCUACUGACCGAGUUUCCAAAUGGUCAGUCCACCGCUGUGCACAGAUGAUGUCAGCACCCCUUUUUGUA
Staurois parvus is the source of this 284-nucleotide messenger RNA. Lineage: Eukaryota; Metazoa; Chordata; Amphibia; Anura; Ranidae. The record is from the annotation of a GenBank genome assembly.